AUCCCAACCCUUGUUUCUCAUAAUAAUAAGAAGAGAAAGAAGUCCUAAUUUGGCCUUCUUUCUCUCCAACAUCUUCCUCUUCUCUUUUUUUAACAUCUUUUUAACUCCCUUAUAAACAUGGGUGGUUGCACUAGCAAGCCUAAAACCAUGGAGAAGGAAGGCGUUCCCGUUCCCGUUCUUGUUGUUAAGGAGUCGAAGAAGACCACAACAACCAAGAAGGAUGCACGAUCAAAGAAGGAGAAGGAUGUCAAUGUCGAAAGUGAAGAAAAAAAGAGUCAGGAUGAUAAUGAAGCUAACCAUAAGAAGGUUGAGGGUGAAGCAACCAAAGAAGCAAUCGAGGACAAAAAGGAGAAGCCUAAAGAAGAAGACCACAAAGAAGACGCGAAGGUUCAAGCAGCAUCGCUUGUCGCCACCACUGCCGCACCUGCGCUGGUCGAAGACAAAAAUGCCACCGUCGAAGUAGCUGCUGUCGUGCCUAAGGAACUCACCUUCGAAGUAGCGGCUGUCCAGAAUAAGAAACCCACCGUCGAGGCACCGGUAGCGGACGGAAAACCCGCCGUCGAGGCACCGGUAACGGCCGGGAAACCCGCCGUCGAGACACCGGUAGCGGCCGAGAAACCGACCGUGGAGGCACCGGUAGAGGCGAAGAAGCCCGCCGUCGAGGCACCGGUGGAGGCAAAGAAGCCCGCCGUCGAGGCACCGGUAGAGGCAAAGAAGCCCGCCGUCGAGGCACCAGUAGAGGCGGAGAAACCCACGAUUAAGGUACCAGGAGAGGCAAAGGAACCAAGCGUUGAGGCGGCAGCGGCAGCAUCAGCAGCAGUGGCAGCGGAACAAAAACAUUAGCAGGAAAAACACAAUGAAAAUGAUUGGAAUAUGUAACAUUUAAUUCAUUUCAUUUUAGAAAUUAUGAACGGCAAUGCCAAAUGCUUAUAAUUCUUUUAUUCCAUAACUUCCAUCCCACUAAUUUUUUCCCCCAAAUUAAAUUAAAUUUAUUUUAUUUUUUGCCACGUGGCCGAUAUUUAGCCGGGGAUUCCAAGAGCUUCAUUCAUAAACAUCAUUUCCUGUAUCGUAUGCGCAGAAACAAACGAACCGAAAGAUCAGAUCUGAAACAGGGGCGGCGAUGAAGAAAUCUACGGCGGCGACGGGGGUGGCGAUUCUGUGCUUCAUCCUACUUUCUGCGGCAGCGAUGACGGUUUCAGCCGACGCCGCAGACUGCAUCGACGGCUGCUUCACCGCCUGUGUCCAGAAAGACACGAGGCUGAUGCAGCGUUGUGAGGGCAAGUGCAGGAUUAAAUGCGGUCCAGGUACUAAAUUUGAAGGGGAAGAUAUUAUUACUUAAAAGCAACUGAGAAGAGAAAUAAAUAAGGAAAUAUAAUUAUAAAUUAAUGUUUCUCGUUUCUUAAUAAUCAUGGUCUGUUUGUAAAACUCUAAAUUCUGUGUGUAUUGUUCUGUGUUUCUUCUGUGUGUAUUGUUCUGUGUUUCUUC
Messenger RNA from Cucurbita pepo subsp. pepo (vegetable marrow), 1485 nucleotides. The record is from RefSeq and is a predicted model, not a curated record. Lineage: Eukaryota; Viridiplantae; Streptophyta; Magnoliopsida; Cucurbitales; Cucurbitaceae.